AUGGGCAUUGACAAGCACACCUUCCCUCCAGAGUACUCUUGGGUGCCUGAGGCGUUGAAGGCCAACAAGAUCGUCUACAUUGGUUUGAGAGACGUGGACGCCGGCGAGAAGUACUACUUGAGAAAGUACAACAUUCCUGCUUUCACCAUGUACCACGUUGACAAGUAUGGUAUUGGUAAGGUUGUCGACAUGGCUUUGGAUGCCGUCAACCCCGACAGAAAGUUCCCUGUGCACAUGUCCUACGAUGUGGACGCCAUUGACCCAUCGUUUGUUCCUGCCACCGGAACCCGUGUUGAGGGUGGUUUGACGUUGAGAGAGGGUUUGUUCAUUGCUGAGGACCUCGCACAGACCGGUCUUUUGGCCUCGUUGGACAUUGUGGAGACCAACCCCUUGUUGGCUGAGAAUGAGACCCACGUCUUGGACACCGUCAGCGCUGCAUGUGCCAUUGGCCGUUGCGCUCUUGGUGAGACUUUGUUGUAG
Messenger RNA from Australozyma saopauloensis, 480 nucleotides. It is a transcript of the gene CAR1, whose product is annotated as arginase. Gene Ontology annotation, cellular component: cytoplasm; cytosol; nucleus. Gene Ontology annotation, molecular function: manganese ion binding; arginase activity. The record is from RefSeq and is a predicted model, not a curated record. The transcript has a single exon. Bases 1 to 480 code for a protein of 159 amino acids. Lineage: Eukaryota; Fungi; Ascomycota; Pichiomycetes; Serinales; Metschnikowiaceae.